Penicillium odoratum is the source of this 3336-nucleotide messenger RNA. Its product is annotated as putative C2H2 finger domain protein. Lineage: Eukaryota; Fungi; Ascomycota; Eurotiomycetes; Eurotiales; Aspergillaceae. The coding region runs from base 1 to 3336 and encodes 1111 amino acids. The transcript has a single exon. The record is from RefSeq and is a predicted model, not a curated record.
AUGGAGAGCACUCCGUACUCCGGACGUUCGCCCGUGCUAGAACCGAAUACCCUGGAUCCUUAUUUGUCAGUGUCGUCAGACCCGGAGGAAAUCGUUUUUCAAGCGAGUGCUAUCCGCUUGACGCCUGUGGGGGGCAGCCCGAAUCAAACCAGCCCUUCUCCGAUCGGGGAAAAUGAUACCCAGGGCGGCUCCACUAUCCAAGCGAACCACUGGGCAGGAAAUGAUCAUCAGAACCAGAGUAGCUGUGCCUCCCCUGUUUCGGGUGGCUUUCUGGACCCAUCAAAUAUUGAGUUGGGUGGGGUCGACUGGCGCGAUGGAAAAUUCAACGUGGAGUCGACUGGCUCGGUUGUCCAACAACAGGCGUGGUCAUCUUCCAUUGCCGAUUCGUUUCCCCGACAGUGGCUCAAUCCAGAGCAAACCAUCCCAAGCCCUUCUUCCGUUCAAUGUCACGCGACAACUCAGAGCUAUGCGCCCAGCCAGGGCUCGUUGGCUAGUGCUGACCAAUGGUAUGGGCCUGCACAACUGACUGUCACGACUGAUCAUAUCCCGGGAAAUGACUUGGUGUCGGCCUCUACCGCCAGAGGGAGAAGUCCGCUCAAGAGCCCAAUUGGGAUCACUGUGUCAAGUGUGUCGCGUGGGGAUUCCCCCGUCCCAGGGCCCUGCCACGGUAGACACCCAAGCCGAUCGUCGAUGCAUCUCUCGCCGGGACAUAUGUCGAGUGAUUCAGACGAUGAUGGUCAUGUCGAUGACGACCACCGUUCGGUCUCGUCUCUUUCUGUCGCGCGAACCAACAACGGUCAGUGGAUCCGGAGCCCCACGACUGGUCAUAUCGGCCUUGAACCGUCCUCCCGAGGGGAUGAAUACGUGCAGAGUCCCAACGAUCUUAAAACACAGCGCGAACGCGAUCAGAAAAACCAGAAUAUUACAAUCUGGCUGAGCGCCAAUGCCGAAGCAGGCGGCGAUCAACCGCCUACUCGCCAAAGGAAGCAUACGAGUAACAGACUGCGAGCAAGGAGUACUGGGGACCGCCCUCUUCAUCUUCAACAACAAGACUACUUCAAUCUGAAGCUUCCAGAUGACAACUAUACCCCUGGACCCGGGGUCUUGGUGCGUGAAAGCGAGGGGAGCGAUGACGAUGCUAGUGUUGAGUCUGAUGGUUCUGCGCCUGGCUCUCCUCCAGCUGAUCUCAAUGAUCCCGGCCGAUAUAACACCGCACUCGAAGGGUUCGCUUCACUUGAAUUGACCGAGCCAACUGAGGGCUUCUGCCUCUAUCCUUGGCAAGAUCAUUCAUGCGACUCAACGCCGAGGAAGGAAGCCAUGCAGCCGGGGAGUUCCACUGCGGCGAUGGUGGAGUUUGAAAAGCGGGCAAAAGACGUCGAAACCGCAUCGCUGGCGGCGACUGUGGAUAACAACAGUCUAUUUCACGUCAGGUCUGCAUUUACGGAGCUGAGUAUUAGUGCCGAGCCAAAGCGCAAAGAAGGCCGCUCUCUCUUUUCAAAGCGUUCAUUCUUACAGGCAAGCUCGUUACUCAAACGUCAAGCAUCGGAUCUCACGACUGCCACUGCCAACGUCGGUACCCAGAAUAGCUCCGGAGUACCACAGCGGAAAGAGAGCCACUCACAUCGUCAUCGGCUAAGUUUGUCAACGAGGCAUCAACGCUCUCCGAGCUUGACUGAUGCUCUGAUGUCUAUGACAGGGCAGAUAUCAGCCAUUGGAGGAAAUAAUGCAGUUCAUGCCGUCUCGCCAAACGCAGAAGUCGACGUAAAAAGUCAUGCAGCGAAAGCUCGCGGUCGCAGUCGAAGUGAGGUUCCACGACCAGUGACUCCUGGACUAAUGUCCCUAAUGACUGGCCAUGGUGGGCCACCUGUUGCCAAUUUCCUUUCCUCGCCAAGGAGCUCAGCCGAGAAUGAACUUGUUCGAGCCGCUGCACAAGACGUGGGACAUCUGGCUGUUAAAGAUGAAGACGACGAUGAGGACCACAUGGAUACGGAUGUCAAUGGAUUCGUGAUGAAAUUCCCACCCGUGUCGCACUUGCCAGUGCCAACUUUCCAAGGGUUCAAACAACAGAUCAUGGAUCUGAACCCACUACUAGAGCCGGUUCUGAUCGAACGGUUCGCUCGUGAACAAGUUUGGCGAUAUGAGAAUUUGGUGAAGCUGCAGCAGACUCAUUUGGACGAGAUUGUCAAUGGUACAUGCCAAUCUGGUAAAUUCUGCGUUGCUCAGGGAGGCGAGGCGGCAUUUAUAGAUCAGAACAAACCCUCCGCUGAAGCUGGGCAGACCCAGUUCCGGGUCACAAAUUCGAGCAAUUGCCACGAGUCGCCAUGUGUGGGAACGGAAAGCUCCCUUGCAUCCGCCCAAUUUCCCCCGGGUGUGCCAAUUCCACCUGUGAACCGCCUGCCUGCAGAGUUUGAGUGCACCAUUUGCAACAGUGUCAAGAAGUUUCAGAAGCCAUCGGAUUGGUCCAAGCAUGUUCAAGAGGAUCUGCAGCCAUUUACGUGCAGCUUCCCUGAUUGCAACGAGCCCAAAUCUUUCAAGCGUAAAGCAGACUGGGUUCGACAUGAGAACGAAAAACAUCGACAUUUGGAGUGGUGGACCUGCGCUAUCUGUGGCCAUACAUGCCACCGGAAAGACAAUUUUGUCCAGCAUUUGGUCCGUGAACAUAAGAUGAUCGACCCUAAGGUGAAGAAGGGCAAAGGAGUCGAGGGGCAAGCCAGUCGGGACCGACUAGCGAAACUGCUCGACGAAUGCAGGCAUGAGACCGAAUUAACGGCCGAGUCCGAGCCCUGUCGAUUCUGCGGGAAUAUCCUUGGCAACUGGAAAAAGCUACAGGCGCACCUGGGGAAACACAUGGAACAGCUGGCAAUGCCUGUUCUAGAACUUGCGAAGCAGAGCACAGCCACUCCUAGCCUCCCUGCAGGGGUGUCUGCAGAAACAUACCCCCCUCUUUCCGCGCCGUUUCACGGACAGGAUGCAGGGGUGAAUCGGGCAACACUUCCCACGCAAUAUGUCAAGGCUGGCCCUGUCAACCCCAUCCCUUACGCCAUGUCACUUCUUGAUUAUUCUUCUAUCUCGGGAACCGUUCUUUCCACAGAGCCCGAACCGAUUGCCGAGUCCUUCUACGGCCAAGUCAAGCUCCCGUCUCAGACCCACCUCCCGCACCAGAACUCUGUGACGUACCCACCGUACAAUCCGACCCACCUGACAGAGACAGAGACGAACGCUUCUUAUUCCAGCUCGUUAUACCCCGCACAGGCGAGCUACCCGCCGUACCAACAUAUGGCCCCUACGUCGCCCUACUCAAAUUCCUAUGUGAACAGUUAUUCCUCGCAAAUUUGA